CAGUUCUCUGCUGUUUUAUUUUCAUGGUCAGAUCCGUGCGGGCUGUCCUGGCCCUGUCCCAAUGCGGGUUCAAAUAACGGUCCGUAUGUGAGAAGAAGCGCUUUGACUUGCAAGUCGGGUCAGAUCAUGCUGGGAGGGGCCGGCCGGACGGGUACCGGGACCGGACGCGCUGUGAAUGUGACGGGUUCGGACAGCACCGACAUCACCGGGCGGUGGAGGCUGAUUGCUGCUGUUUCCGAGGAGGAGAAGAGGAGGAGGUGUGAUUCUGCGGGGACUCUCCGCCUCCUUCUUCCCCGCGCAGGGAGCGCGCUGCGCGGCUUGGAGAGGCGUGACGCGCCCGAACCGCAUCUCCAGGAUGGCAGGUCCUCCUGAGGGGCCUUCGGCUCUUUGUAGCGGGACCGCACCGCCAGUCCUUUGAGGACGAUGGACGCUGUGACCUCGCCAGGCCCCAGCUCCAGCACCAGGACCAGGAUGGAGCCCAGAACCUUGGCCUGCAGACGAACACUCGGUGUGGUCCUGCUGGUGGUUGGCACGUUGGUUUCCAUGGUGACCUCAAGCUCACCUGCUGCAGUUGUGCUGGAAUUCAACAGAACGACUGAUUCUUCGUCACAUCCGUCAUCACCAUCAUCAUCCUCCACCUCUUCUAGACCCUCACCUCCCAGCCACCCCUCAGACUCUGGAUACCACAGUAACGGUGGUGGUGCAGGCUCAGCAGAGGACCCAGACUCUGGUGCUCAGGGGAUCCACCUCCUCCUGAGACCUCCAGACCUCCUGUCCCCCAGUCUACCUCCACCACUCCCCCCACAUAGCCAGCCCACCCUCACUCCUCCUCCCCCUGGGAACAGGGGCCCUCGCUGGAGGAGGCCUGGGGGUCUGGGGACUACCUGGAGACUCUGUCCUUCAUGGUACCUGAAGGUGACGAGAUGGCCCUCGCCACGCCACUGCCCAGCCACCCCUACGAUGGGGACAAUGGGGGGGACUGGGUCUCUUAUGACACCUCCUUUCCUGCUCGCCCCACCCUCUCACUGUCAUCCAAACUUCCCCUCUCCCCCUCCUCCUCAACCCCCAACAUCCCCCUUCACACUCAGCCUGCCCAUCCAGAUGUCUUCCCCACCUGGGAUGAGGACUAUGACUUGGAGGACAUGAUCCCACUGGAGCCGACGGAGCUGCUGCUGCCCGACAUGAACAGUCUGGAGUACUACACAAACCUGUUGGCUCGGGAGAGGGAGAGGGAGAAGGAGAGGGAGAGGGAGAGGGAGAAGGAGAGGGAAAAGGUAAACGAGACCGACUCCAAACCUGUCCUUACACCUACAGCAACACACACCCACCAUCCUCCUUCUACCCCAUCCUCGAGCCCCAUUGCUCCUCAAGGAUUGGAGCCUAAGCAUCCCCCAAGACAGCCCACACCUCCCCUCACCCUUACACCUAUCCUCACAGGUGAGGAGAAGACACCUGCUCCAUCAGCCACCCCCAAGAUUCCUUCCACCCCUACUCCUCUUGCUCCAAAACACAAAGACUAUGUCUCGGUCCCAAGCAGGCACCCUUCCCGACCCCCAUCAAACACCACCAGCUGGGUGCCUCCCCCUCCACCGCUGGACCCCCACCCGCCCUGAGAGACCAGAGAGGCCCACAGUGGUCACUGAGAUGCCAGCAAAGGCUCCUCCCACCAAGGCUGCAACCACUACUAAGGCUACCACGACAACAACCACCGCCAUCAUCACCACCACCCAAAUCACAGCCAUCAGCCUGACCAGAGCCCCUCCAGUCACCACACCCAGAGUGGCCCAGACCCCACCCACCAGACAAUACCUGUGCAAUGUCACCAAGCCAGAAAUGUACCUGGUCAGAGUAGUCAGCUCCAAAGGCUCGUCUGCUGGUUUCAGUCAGGUCCGAGAUCUUCUGAAAAGAGACUUCAACCGCUCAGUGGAGCUGCAGUUCCUGAGAACUCCAUCCAGUUUUGCCUUUCGCGUUGUGUCAGGACCGCUGAUCUUCACUGCCAUGUCCGUCAUCAAUGCCCUCCGCCGACCGCCGCCACGCUUCGGCCCCAUUCCCACAGUUUCACCACUGUACACCAUACCUGACCUCAGGUAUCAGAUCCACUCUGUGCUGCAGUUUGUUCCCACUCAUGUUGACAUUCGAGUCUGCAACUUCAGUGAACGGGUGGAGAGAGGGCUCACGAUGGCGUACGCAGAGACACGGAAGAGAUUACAGGAGGGAGGGAACGCCACCGUACAGUUGCUGAACAUCACCAUGAGCGUGGCCCGUCCAGCAGUGGAACAGAAGGUUCCUGUCGACAUCACGUUUGCGGUGCGGGAUGGCCGGGGCUACCUGCCGGGGUCAGAGGUCAGUGAACACCUGAGGAAGCUCAGCCUGGUGGAGUUCAGCUUCUACGUGGGAUUUCCUGCGCUGCAGAUCGCUGAACCCUUCCACUACCCUGAGCUCAACACUUCACACCACCUACGCUCCACCUGGGUCUGUACAGUCCUGCUGGGAGUUCAGGAGCAGCUGGUGGCCGAGAGAAGCUUUAAGGCUCGUCUGGAGAGACGUCUGGCUCUGCUGUUGGAGGAGGGACUGCAGGAAACCAGCAGGAGGCGCUGGAAGAGAGCCACAGCAGUGGGCAACAACAGUCUACAGGUGGUGCGGGUGUCCAGGCUGUCAGGGGCAGAGCGCCCUCUGGAGGUCUUUUAUUUUGUGGAGGGUCCCGGUGGAGAGAGGGUCCCUGCUGAGGUGACUGCCGCCACUCUGAACCGUGUGGACCUUCAAAGGGCCGCCAUCGUCCUGGGACACCGUGUGCAGAGACCGCUGGCCCAACCUGUGGAGACGCUCUCUGUCCCUCCAGCUGAGACUCAGAGCAGCAGCAUCUGGCUGAUUGUCGGUGUUGUUGUCCCGGUCGUACUGGCCGUCUUCAUCAUCAUCAUCCUGUACUGGAAGCUCUGCGGUUCCGAGAAGCUUGAGUUCCAGCCAGAUGCCAUUAACACCAUCCAGCAGAGGCAAAAGCUUCAGGCUCCCAGCGUUAAAGGCUUCGACUUUGCAAAGCUUCACCUGGGUCAGCACAGUAAGGAUGACAUCAUGGUGAUCCAGGAGUCCGGCCCACUUCCCGCACCAGUAAAGGAAGCCACACCUUCUGAUGGCGGAGACCUCAACACCCCCAAAUCCAAAGGAUCAUCCACCAAGGCGUCACGGCCGAGCCGCCGCAGGGGGAGGCUCAGCCCAUCAGAUGGCGACUCGUUAGGAAGCGACCAAUCGAGCGGCAGGGAGUCAGCAGAAGAAAGCACCCGACCUGUGGCCACACCCAGUGAGGGGAAACAGCACAGGAAGACACCCAAAAAUGGGAGGAGCAAAAUGGGUGCUCCAUCAGGCAGCGGCCCGGACGAACUUCUGUCCUCGUCCUCCAUCUUUGACCAUGUGGACCGCCUGUCCCGCGGGUCAUCUGACGGCACCCGUCGUCAGGCCAACAAGGUGCAGCUCAUCGCCAUGCAACCACGUCCGAGCCCGCCGCAGCCACACGCCCCAUCACAGCCAAGCCCUUCCCUCACUGAAAAGGUCAACACAGAGGUGGCACUGCGGCACAAGUCAGAGAUCGAGCAUCACCGGAACAAACUGCGACAGCGUGCUAAGAGGCGGGGCCAGUGUGAGUUUCCCUCCAUGGAUGACAUCAUGGACGCAUUUGGAGAUGGUCCGGUUCAGAGUGAGGUGGCACAGCGACUGUACAGCUCUGCCCACGACCACAUGGACUGCAUCCUGCAGGCCGAUGCUGCCUCACCCCCAACUCCCACCGACUCCAGGAAAAGAGGGAGGCGCUCUCCUAGGAGUCGGCGGGCUCAGCCAGGACCUGGAAGUCUUCCUGACACAGACAGAGACCGGCUGCUCACCGAUCAGAGCGCCACCUACAGGAAAUACCCCGGACUCAACAACGUGGCCUACAUGGUGAGGCAAACAAAAUUUAACCAUCAAAUAAGCAAGUCGGACCCCGACCUGCCCCCGGACCACGGCAGCCCCUCCCCCACUGACGAGGUCUUUGACCCUGCCCCGGCCCCGCCCCCCUACAUGCCCCCCCAGCCCUCCAUUGAAGAGGCCCGACAGCAGAUGCACUCUCUUCUGGAUGACGCCUUCGCCUUGGUGUCGCCGUCCUCGCAGGGCAGCGCCGGGGUAAGCUCUGCCCUGCCCAGCCCCUCCCCUCAGAGCUGGCCCCCAAACCAGCAGUGGGGCUCUUACCCAGCAGCCCCCCCUCACAGCCCCUUCUCUGCAAGAUAUGCAGAGCUGGGGAUGUCCCCCACCUCAGUCCAGGGCCUGCUGCAGAGGCAGGGGCUGAGCUCAGGAGGGUAUGUGUCUACUGGAGAUCAGCUGCAGGAGUCCAUUUACUCCAACAGGGGGCAGUAUGAGGACCCACCCUCCUCCUCUAGACCUCGACCUGUAGGAGGGAGCACAGGUGCACAGCUCCAUCACUUGACCCAGGUGGGUCUGUCCAGUCAGAUUGGCGCAUACCCUGGGGUGGGUCGCAGCAUGUCGGGCCCCACUGGCUCCAGCUGGAAUCAGCAGCACUCAGACCAGGAUCUUUCCAGGCCGGGAGCCAGCAGAGAGAGCGUGAUGUCCUUUCCUGAGUUCUCCUCUUCCUCUGUUUUCCAGAUGCCUAGCUCCUCAUUGCGGGACCCGUCAGCUCCACCUCUCCUCCUGACCUCACCAACUCCAGAGUAUCCGCCUGAGGACGCAUCACCAUCCGCCCACACCUCCGCCUCUCUUAUAAAGGCCAUCAGGGAGGAGCUGCGACGUCUCGCCCAGAAACAGGCGGCAGUGACCAGCUACCCGUAAACUGGUUUGGACCUCUUUGGAUCAGGACUCACGUGGUUUUCAAAGUUUUAAACCACAUAGAGCCUGAAAGGUCUGAGGGAAAGCAUGAAACGAACCAAUUUACACUCUGGGCUCUGUUGAGCUAGCGUACGUCUGUGCCGGUAAACCCAAAACAAGUCUGGACUACAAUCCAUGUCUGAAAACUUGGACGUGUCUCCUGGAGACCUCUGGUACUUUACAGGGUCCUGAACUGUCUUCUCCGUCACUCUCAGCUCUGUUUCAUUAAACAUGAGUUUGACUCGUAUUUUCCACUGAAGUGCUUCCUGAAGAGCAUCAUUAAUGAUCAUCCUUCCUGAACCUCUUGAUUCAGUCGUUACUUUUUAAACAUCUGGAGCAGCAAUUCAUUCCUGAACUUGUGGAGUAGAUGGUCCUUGAUGGUCUUCAACCUGAUUGGCCUCUUGGUCUUCUGGAGUUUAGUCAUUGGAGAGUUCAUUCUGGCCUCCUGGAGUUCUUAAGGGUUUUGAGGGGUUUGGUCCAGCCUGAUAUUGGGGGACAGUUGGACCAGCUGCUUUUACUAAACCCAGUUCUAACUGCAAGAUCAGUAUUUGAGACCAGUCGAGAGUGAACUUCAUGUUGACUGCACCAGCCAGCCUUAACUACACCCGGUGGUAGCAAGCUCGUUUACUCGAACAUGCACAUGAAGAUGGGUGUUGCGUAACAGCAAGCAUUCUUGCUAACUGUUUACUUUCGGUGUUUUAGUGGUUAACACAUUUGCUUGGGAAACAAAAGGUCACUGGUUUAAUUCUAGUUGCUUGAGGAAGGGCCUUCAGUGUAAACCUCUACCACAUCAAACUUGUACAGCUGUUGUGGUAAGAGAGCAGCUAAAAAUAGCUUUUUUAAUUUAGAUGAAAGCAAUUUUUUUUUUUAAAAUUACUACAAAUAAGAAAAUUGAAACAUCAUUAGUUAUCUCAAGGACACACUGAUCGCCAAGCGGUCUAACGUGAUAGAACUUGAGAAGCAUGGCAUUAGGACCUAAAUAAGUCAUUUUUUUUGACCAGGGCGUAGACAGAAGACCUCCUGGGUAAAACAAGGACGCAAGUUUCUGUGAAAGCAAUCUGCCAAACCAGUAGACUGAGAGUCCUCCAUUAAGCACACAGGUAUAUGGUCAUGUAAUUGUUGAUGCUCAUGAAGCAUAAGUGUGAAAAAGUGCAGCACCACUAAAUGCUCGGUCAUGAACCAACUCAAACUUAAAGGCUCUCCAGUCAGUUCAAACAGAUCAAGAGAGUCAACUCCUCAUCGUUGUAUCUGCAGCAGUCUGUCUAGCUUGCUUGUUGUAAAAUUAAUAUAUUGCUCAUAGAAAGAAAUGCACAGUGGCUCCGUGCCUCAGAGUGUCCUGGUUUAGAGCUUGGGUCGGACCUGCUAUCCAGGCUUUUCUAGGUGUUGAUGAAUGUACUACGUCAGGUAGCUUAUCUUGUUUGAAGUCGGUCUGCUAAAAGAGUGUAUUGUUCUCAACAAUUUCAUUUUCUGGUUUGAAGAACUGGCCAAGAUUAGCAAGAAGACUUAAGGCUGGAUGGUGCAACUACCAAUACUUCUCAGGCCUGACUUAGAUCAUCAAGUUAUGAAUACCUUCUUAAGUUAGUGCAACCAACCUUUGGAAAAGAACUUCCUGUCUAGGCUUUCAGAACUUAAUGGUCGUUCCUGGAGAUCUAGAGUGAAUGGACCUUCAGGGAAUCUGUCUGUUGGAACCUCUGCGAAGUGCUGUCCUUAAUGGCCUUCUGGUGGUUCAUCCUAUUGGAGUAGAUGGUUAUUCUUGACCUUUUGAGUGGAUAUUUCCAUCCGGACCAUUUCCUCCUAAAGUUCUGAAGUGGAUUGGUUCUCUGGACCUUCUGUGGUGCUAACUGUCAGCCUCAUACCAUCUUGUCAUUAACCACUAAUUGCCUUCCACACUCCCAUCAGCCACGGUGGUCAGGUGUCCGUUCAUAAACCAUAUCAAUGAGGUCUUUGCACUGUCGACAGCUGGUGGUGCCGCACAGUUCCUGCUGCACGGGAACGCAAAACAAGAAAAAUAAUAUUUAUAGCUAUCUAUAAGAAUGAAUAAAAUAUAUGUAAAGAGAUAGAAUCCCAAUGAGCACAAUAUUAAUGUAAGAGUUAUUACUGGAGUAUUGAGAUGUUACUUAUUUUUUAUUGCUUAUAUAUGAAAGUAUACUUUAAAUCUUUUAUUUUGAUCAAAAAAAGACCAAACUACUGUUCUAUGGUUGUAAUCCUCUUGUGUUUGAGCUCGCUGUAGAUUUUGAGCUAGCAUUUGUUUCUCUGUGGAAACGUUGCUUAGCGUAGCCGCUCGCUCGCGUGUUCAUGUAUCGGUGGCAAUGAAAAAAAAUUCAGCUAAUGCAUUGCUUUGGUAUCGAGCUUUUUGUCGCUGAUUUGUUGCAUCCAUCAGUCUGUGAGCAGAGCGCUGUAGACAAGUGGGUAAAAAGUGUUCGUCAGAGAGGGGAACUAGUCGUUCAUCACCGCCGCAAGGUGGUUCUUCCUCAGAGGAGAGCUGCUUCUUAAACUCACUGAGAGAUGUCUCAUUAGAGCUGCCUGAUGAUCCUGAUGAAGGGAAAAGCAAAUAGUGACAAGGUUUAUAUUUCCAGGACGCCAGGCUGAUCCUUUGUCUCGCAUGUAGAACACGACAGGAAGUGCUCACUUCAGCUGUACUCUUCAGUGAUACUCUGAGUACACUGUGUGGUUCAGGUGAGGGAUCUGCCCAGGUACAUCGUCCACAUGAUGACUCCCUAGCUGUAAAUUUCUCAUUCUGUUAGCUUCAUUGUUCUCACAUUAACUACAGACUUCAUGCCAGGACAUUGCAGGUAAAAGUGUUAAUGUUUAACCUGCAGCUCUGUUGGGCAAUUUAGAGCAUAAAUAACUUUUCUUUGUUCCAGCCUGUGGCUGAAUCCUCACACUCACCUGAAAGGUUCUCACCGUUUCAUCAGGGGAGGAAGAUAAGGUUUGUCAUUACUGACCUUUUAUAUUAUUGAUUAUUUCUGUUUUUAUUAUUGACCUUGUCCAGUAAGUGAAGUCUGCAGAACCUUCUGGAAGUUUGUAGAAGACCGCUUUGCAGACAUGAUUGUAGAUCCAGAGAAAUGUCUCCCCAUGUGGACCUCCUGACAUUGUCUCUGCAUCUUGGUGAGUCUACUGAGUAAAGACCUUGUGUUUCAACCUUUAGUUUCAUGUCCUGGCUGCAUAGCUGAGCGGCUGGUUCCUCUCUUUGCUGAUUGGCUGUCCUCUCUGUGGUGUGUUGGUGGUCGGUCACUCAUGGUGAAGGUUUGUUUGCGUCUGCUCCCUGCUCUUCUUCAGCAUGUUCAACUAAGUUUGAGGCUUUAGCUAUUUGUGGUGUUGCAGUUAAUGUUUAGCAUGCUGCCAAAAGAUGUUAAAAAGUGAAGAAUCGUUCCACAUCCAGUUAAGAGUGAGCAAAGAGUGAUUCAUGUCACAGUGCCAUGAAAGCACCGUUCAUCCAAGCACAGCCGGAAAAAACACACCAUGAGAACCAUCAUGUUUUUGUUUUUUAGGAGAUUUUUGAGUCUGAAUGAAGAUGCUUAUGGAUGGAGUGGAUAUGAUGUUGAAUAGAAACCUAUUAUAUAUGGAAAAGAUUUUAUCUGUGAUUGUUCUGCUGAACAGACUCAAAGACACAACACAUUCGUCAUGGACCAGAAACCAACCGCAGAACUCUUUACCUGCUAGAGACGAUCUGAUUGGACCUAGCACCUGUCAGUCACACUGUAGGACUCAGCAAUGCCUACAGGAUCAAAUGGUGCUAAUUCAACGACUCGAGGUGUCUGAAACGAUCAGAUCACCCAAAAAAAUGGAAAAUAAUCCUGCAGGUGUCCGCAUAGCAAAGAAAAGUCUGACUUCUCAGCAAACUCUUCAUAAACUUCUCCUGAAUGUUUCUGUUUUCCAGAGACUCUGUUUUCUAGACCUGUGAUCCUCAGUAAGAGUCCAGCAGAUGAGCAGACGCUCGGAGGAUGAUUUUUCAUGACAAAACUACUGAUCAGCACUCUGAGACCUGCUGAAGUUUGCAGGGAUCACGGUUGUUCCCCUCCCUGCAGGCCGAGCCGGUCCAGUUGCUGUCGUGGACAAAAAAUAUGAAACUGUGGAGGUAUUGUACAGACGACACAGGAGCUGUAACUUUCCAUUCCGACUUUAUUUAUCUCCACACAACAACUGAACACAUUGCGCCAAAAACCAGCAGAACCCCUCCUCCCGACCUGGGUGUGAGCAGAGCCCCCUGGUGGGCCACCACAAAACUGCAAAAACUGCUGCAGAGCAGAUCAGCAGCUGCAGGUGAACUUUGUUCUGUUGUUUUUGAACAGAGUUUAAGGGAUCUGAUCAUUAUUUGUUUCAAAAUUUUAAACCGAUUCUAUAUUUUAGCUGCUAUUGAAGCUUUCCCUGUUAUCGCUAACUGCCCGCUAAAAUAAGAGCUUGGAAAAGCUUUCCCCUGCCAAAAUCAGUAGCUGUAUCUGCACCAGCAAUUGAAACUGUUUUCAGGUGUUGACCUUUGACCUGCAGAGAACUUUUCUUUCGCCUGGGUUUCAGAUCUCCCCUCUGUCAGUAGUUUUGUCAUGAAUGAACUUCUGUACGGCUGCUUCGAGUCGAACCACAUUCCUGUUGUUCCUCUUCAGGCUCUGUUUCCACGGACCGCCUCGCCAAUGUACACACUUACACCAGGUGAGAGCAGGCACCAGGUGUGGUUCAGGUAACUUGGUGAUGCUGCUUCAUGGAAACAGAGCCUGGGGGAGUUCUUUUAAUGUCGAGUCAGUGAGCUGGGAACACUGCCAGCAGCCUCACCUGUUCCACAGCGGCCAGGUGAGCGUGCCGCUAACCUGUGCGGGUCACAUUGAUGGGAUCUGUUCUACCCUGCCUCUGUGUGAGCUGCACCCUGUGGUGUUUCAAGUCUGACAGACUGUGUUCAAAACAUUAAAGAGACGUGUUCA
Molecule: messenger RNA, 9758 nt
Organism: Oreochromis niloticus (Nile tilapia)
Lineage: Eukaryota; Metazoa; Chordata; Actinopteri; Cichliformes; Cichlidae
Product: UPF0606 protein KIAA1549
Exons: 21
Coding region: 1519-4809 (1096 amino acids)
Source: RefSeq, a predicted model, not a curated record